GACCACCAGUUCGCGCAGGCGAUUGGGCUUCUCACUAUACGCUCAGAUGCAUUUCAAUAUUAUAAUGCAGUCAAUCUCUCAUGAUGCUGGAGAUAGCUUCUCCCGCCUUAAUCGCCGUCCUGCUUAUUGUCGACCCUGCCAUUGCUGAGGAAUGCCAGCACGUGAGAGGUAUAAUCCCAAUCUUCUUGGAGACGAUUUUCAAUGUGUUCAGCUCAGUAGUAACAAUCCCCUUGAAGGUGGUAAAUCGAAUGGCGAACGAAGCGUCCGUCUACGAGUUGGUGAAAUGUUUCAACCCGUUUCCUGAUAUUUACAGUGAACUAAAAAGGGGUGUGAUUGACUUGCACAUUACAAUGUCACAGCCUGUCACGUGGUUUCCAUGGUUUUACUGUGACGACGAUGACUGUGAUUGUGACUGCGAUGUUUCUGAACCCCUUCAGCAUGUAAACUGUGACUAUAAAAAGCCUGAGAAUGUAAAUCAUGACUGUACGUAAACAUUUUGUACUAUACACAGACUAUAAAUCAUGUUUUAUUGUGCUAACAUAGUACUGUUUCAGUUGUACUUAACAAAAGAGACUCAAGUGUUAAAUGGUGUAUAUAACUAAUAUUACGCACUUUUUGUAAAUAUUAGGUUUAUUAAAUUAAGUGAUGUUAAUGUA
This is a messenger RNA of Homalodisca vitripennis (glassy-winged sharpshooter), 656 nucleotides long. RefSeq lists its product as uncharacterized. The record is from RefSeq and is a predicted model, not a curated record. The coding region runs from base 81 to 491 and encodes 136 amino acids. The transcript is spliced from 2 exons. NCBI's taxonomy places the organism in Eukaryota, Metazoa, Arthropoda, Insecta, Hemiptera, Cicadellidae.